ACCCUUUACUUGUUUGGUGUUGUUGUGUGCGCGAGCGAGUCUAUCUAGGAUAUUUGACAAGAGUAACACUCUUCCAUGAAUUUUGUUUGCCGCCCUCAAUUUUCCUUACAGAUCUCUCUUUCUGCUUCGGAGGAAACCCUAGAAAUUUGAUUUCUUUGGGGUUCUCCUCCAUUUCUUGUUUAAUUUUAAAAUUCAGAUGGUUUAUUUCUUCUAGAGGUAGUUUUUAUAUAUUAGGGUUUUCCUGAUUUAUUAAUUAGAGAUAUGGAAGGAUUUGAUGGUGGGAGUGGUGUUCAACAAACUCCCAAUCUUAAUAAUUUUAAUGAAUUCACAGCGAGUUCUUCAGGAAACACGCUCUUUGAUGCAUCGCAAUACGCAUUCUUUGGCAAGGAUGUGCUAGAAGAAAUUGAGUUGGGGGGUUUAGACGAUGAAGAUGGUGAGGCGCCGUUAGUAGGUUUUGAUGAUGCCGAGUAUCAGGUUCCCAACAGAGAAGAGGGUGAAGGUUUAGGAUCUUUGUCGGACAUUGAUGACCUUACAAGUACUUUUUCAAAGUUGAACAGAACCGUCAGCGAGCCAGCGAGACCAGGAGUGAUUGGUGAUAGGGGAGGUUCUUUUUCUCGAGAAAGUUCUUCUGCUGCAGAAUGGGCACAAGAGGGUGAUUUGUGGUUUGAUCAGAACGUCUACGACUCUGAUGGUGGUCAAGAUAGUAAGAGAUGGUCGUCACAGCCUUCUGCUCAUCAUCCUGAUUCAAAACCACUGUAUAGAACUUCUUCAUAUCCUCAACAGCUACAACAACCUCCACACUUCUCCAGUGAGCCUGUUUUAGUACCAAAAUCCUCGUUCACUUCAUACCCUCCACCAGGUGGUCGGUCUCAACAGGGUUCACCAAAUCACCAUUCUCGCCACCUUAAUAUUCAAUCUCUAGGUGGAUCACAGAUGCCUUUCUCGGCCCCCAACAUUUCUCCUUUCUCUAAUCCUCAGCAUCAUUUGGCUGGGUUAUCUCAUGGAUUACAUUAUGGUGGAAAUAUGCCUCAGUUCCCUCCACCAGGACUCCCUACUGGUAGGUCGCAGAACAACUGGGGGGUUAACCAGGCUAAUCUAUUUUCUGGGGAUCAUUCAAGUAUCUUGAACAAUAUGUUACAGCAGUUACCUCAUCCGAACGGUGCUCUAAUGCCUCAACAGCUAAUGGCGCAACAACAACAGAGACUUCACCAUCCAGUCCAACCGUCUUUGGCUCAUUUUCAGGCUUUGCAAUCUCAGUUAUUCAACACGCAUCCUUCAUCAUCCCCUCAUGUAAUGAGCAAGUACGAACAAAUGCUUGGGAUGACUGAUAUGAGAGAUCAAAGGCCAAAAUCAUCACAAAGAGGUAGGCAGAACCUGCGGUUUUCUCAGCAGGCCUCUGAUAACAGUGCCCAGAAAAGUGAUAAUGGGUGGCCACAGUUCAGAUCCAAGUACAUGACUGCUGAUGAGAUUGAAAGUAUUCUGAGGAUGCAGCAUGCGGCUACCCAUAGUAAUGAUCCUUAUGUAGAUGAUUACUAUCAUCAGGCUUGCUUGUCAAAAAAAACUGCUGGGUCGAGGUUGAAACAUCAUUUUUGUCCUACUCACCUGAGGGACCUGCCAUCUCGGUCACGUUCAAAUACUGAGCCACAUGCAUUCCUUCAGGUAGAUGCUCUUGGAAGAGUCCCUUUCUCAUCCAUAAGAAGGCCGCGCCCACUUCUUGAAGUUGACCCUCCGUCAGCUUCUGGGGAUGAUCAGAAAAUUUCCGAGAAGCCACUUGAACAAGAGCCAAUGCUUGCAGCCAGAAUAGCAAUCGAGGAUGGCCUGUGUCUACUUCUCGAUGUGGAUGACAUUGACAGGUUUCUGCAGUUCAGUCAACCACAAGAAGGUGGGACACAGCUGAGGCGCAGGCGUCAGGUUCUGUUAGAAGGUCUUGCAGCCUCACUUCAGUUGGUUGACCCGCUUGGGAAGGGUGUGGGCCAGACAGUUGGUCUCUCCCCUAAGGACGACAUUGUAUUUAUGCGCUUAGUCUCUCUGCCAAAAGGUCGAAAGCUCCUCUCGAAGUACCUUCAGCUUCUUUUUCCUGGAAGUGAGCUUACACGAAUAGUAUGUAUGGCCAUUUUUCGUCAUCUGAGGUUUUUAUUUGGUGGAUUACCAUCUGAUUCUGGAGCAUCUGAGACUACAAGUAAUCUUGCAAGAGUUGUUUCAACGUGCGUGUUUGGCAUGGAUCUUGGAUCUCUUAGUGCUUGUCUCGCUGCGGUUGUUUGUUCCUCGGAGCAGCCUCCACUACGCCCAAUUGGAAGCUCUGCCGGAGAUGGGGCGACUGUAAUCUUAAAAUCAAUUCUUGAGAGGGCCACUGACCUGCUAACUGAUCCCCACGCCUCAAGCAACUACAGUAUGCCUAAUCGGGCUCUAUGGCAGGCAUCCUUCGAUGAAUUCUUUGGCCUUCUCACAAAGUACUGUAUGAGUAAGUAUGACAGCAUUAUGCAGUCACUGUUAUUGCAGGCCCAUCCCAACACAGGAGUUAUAGGGUCUGAAGCAGCAAGAUCUAUAAGUAGGGAGAUGCCAGUGGAACUGCUACGUGCAAGUCUUCCUCACACAAAUGAACAGCAGCGGAAGGUUUUGUUGGAUUUUGCACAGCGUUCCAUGCCUGUUACUGGAUUUAACAACCAUGGUGGUAGUGGUGGUGGGCACAUAAAUUCUGAAUCAGUGGUGGGUUAAUGCAUAAUAGAACCCAGGCAAUGAAAAAAGUAACUUGAACGAGAUCACUUUUUACAAUCAUCAGUAGCAUCUUUUAAUUGCCUCCAGGUCUUGUUCAUCAAGAAAAUUGAAUGUGGGGGAGCUUGGGAUCGAAAGGCAUCCAGCGUGUAAGCUGCAACCUGCUUUGGGAGACACUUUUUCUGCUCCAAAGGUUUACUUAAUUCUCGUUUUUCUCUGUUCUUUUUCUUUUCCUUCUUUAGGUUAAUAUUUUGUGUUUUGAUCCUCUUGUUCGAUGGAAAUGUCUGUAAUGCUUAUGGUAGUAUGUUGAGAAAAUGUUUCUAGAAAUGGUCCAUUACUACAAAGUCUCUUCCAGGGGGGGUACUUUUAAGUUGGUUUCUGAUUAUAUGAUGGAAACAACUCCCCUUAGUAUAGGUGGUAGGGGUAGUAGGAUGUGUACAGUUUCUGUUACCAGCAAGGCCCGCUUCCAUUAUGUCCUUUUUGAUUCUCGGCCUUCUUUUGACUUAUUUAUAUCAAGGAGGUGAGGAAAGUGGGAUUUUGUGUCUGUAAAUUUGGGGUUGAAAUAUGGAAGAGUACAACUACUGACUGAUCUUUGGUUUGAGACGUGGGAUGCGUCGAGUUGGGAGCAAAGCCAUCCAUCAUGUUCUUUUAAACUCUUUGAAACACUUUUGUGAUAAAAAGUAGGGAUCAUUUGGGGGUAGAGUUAGUGACUCGGGCCUCUUGUUAAACAGGAAGAAAACGGCUCUUUUAAGUAAAUGCUCGUUAUCAAAGACUGCAUACAUUACAAUGCUGGACGAUGUUAUUUUAUUGUCAUCAUUGUUGGCAUUUUGUUUUAUGUAAUUUAGUUUGCUGCUAUUGUUCUUUUGCUUGUCUUCUGAUUUAGUACUAUGGUUUAUAGCUAUAUGUGAAUAUUGACCUGCUCAUGCAUGGUGAUUGAAUUCUAUAUUCUUCAUAAGAAUCGGAUUUAAUUUUUUUGA
This is a messenger RNA of Papaver somniferum (opium poppy), 3689 nucleotides long. Its product is annotated as protein PAT1 homolog 1-like. The transcript is spliced from 5 exons. Gene Ontology annotation, biological process: deadenylation-dependent decapping of nuclear-transcribed mRNA; P-body assembly. Gene Ontology annotation, cellular component: P-body. Lineage: Eukaryota; Viridiplantae; Streptophyta; Magnoliopsida; Ranunculales; Papaveraceae. Gene Ontology annotation, molecular function: RNA binding. The record is from RefSeq and is a predicted model, not a curated record. The coding region runs from base 262 to 2715 and encodes 817 amino acids.